CCUAGGGACCAACUUGCAGGAAGGAACACUUUGACGCCUCAUUGGUGUUUAUGUGCAACUUUCGGAGUACGACUGACAAUUCCAUCUAAAGGGAAUUUCUUGGAGUGGAGUAGAGAAGUGAGAGGGGAGGUCCUCUCGCGUUUUCGCGACCAGAUGUGUGAGGAGGGGUACAAACACAAGCAGAAACACACACCGAUCAAGCUGGCAGCACAGACCUUCCAGUGGACAUCUUUAACAAUUAGCAACUAAUGAAUGUGAUACCAAGCAAACUGAGAGCAGCUGUUGAGCCUUACAUAGGUGAGAGGUUCCAGUUUUGACCUUCGACUCAACUGACUUGCCAAAGACCAAAAGACGCAGCGACUUGUGACACAUCGAGGAAUGGCUUUGGGGUCAUCACGGGUCAUCUACUGUCAACGAGAUGUCAGCACAGCCAACUUGGUGGAGUAGAAGUUUACAUGUGACGACAUACGUGAAGGCAGACUGUUAGUGGACGGGCCUGGGAUCUGCGCGGCUCCUCUGCUUUCUGCCGAGUGACACUCUGCUUAGCGCUGCCUGCACGUCUCAGCGCCCGUCUACGCAGCCGAGAGAGAUAAGCAGAGGCAGAGACUCCGCUCGUCAUGAGACUUUUCCUCAUACGCACGCCACAUCAGAACUCUUGAGGUCUGAUUUGCUGGGCUGCCAGAGAUCAUCGGCGCAAAAUGAAAGUCAAGAGAUGAGCCUGCAGCAAGCAGCCCGGUCCUUGCACUUCCUGCCCGUGGACGUUUGCUGAUUCAUGCAACCCAAAAGACGAUGCCUCUGUCACCCAGACACCUCAUCUGAGAAGCUGACCUUCAAAGCACUCAUUGUGCACCAUGGCAGGAGAGACUCAGCGAAUGCAUGCUGUCAAAGAGCUGGGCGCUGAGUCCAAACUGCAGGAUGAGGGGACAGCGAUGCAACAGCAGAGUGUCAAAACCACAAAGGAGUCUUCAGAGCACUUUUCAAGCGCAGACACCGACGCCAGAGCCAGCAGCAGAGGCCCCAAGCUUGACGAAGUAAAAAAGGAGUGCAACGGUUCUCAGCAGCGUGAGGCUGUAAUACGGCCACAGCAGGCUGGCAAGAUUGACUUCAGAUCAUUGCAGAACAGAUCAAAGUUUGCCAUUGACAGAACCUGGUCCAGUGGCAAAGGAAGUCCCCAAUCACCAAGUGGAAAGGGGCGUGGCAGAGAGAAGAACAAGCGCUCUGGAAAGUCAGAGCGCGUCAACCCACAGCACCUGUAUAGUCUCAGCAUCACCAACACUCGCGCCAACCUCAACAUUGGGAUUGCCUACCCACAGCAGAAGGUUUCACCAGCGACAAAACUGGACAACAGCCGUGGCCCAGUCCCAGGCAGCUACAGAUUCCACACUCCCAGCAUACCUGAGAGGGCGGUUGAGCUCCAGCAAGAAGAGCUCAACUACAGCCGUUGUUUCGAAGAGGCCUCCUCCAACCUUACCUCUCCAAGCUAUACCUCACAGGCACUGGGAUCUUCAAGUGGGACAUCGUCCCACCAACAUCCCCCCCUGUCACAGAAACAGCAGCCUGCCACGAUGGAGAACACCAAUGCACAGUCGGGCGGCCAGUUGAUCUUGACUGACUUUCAGCUGAGUGCCUCGAACACGUGGCAGUCUCCUGAGAGAACUUUUAAUGGUGCUAACUACGCUUCAUCGCAAAAAUCCACUGCUCAUACAGACAAGACAAAUAGCCUUGUGCCUGGCUCUUUUCAAUAUGGAUAUAAUUUUCUGGAGGAGUCAACCUCUGACUCUUUUCCCUGUGACCAGAACCCACAACCCCAAGACUUUACAGACUCCUCCCUCGGUUCUGUUCAUGGGACUCAUAAUUCAUUUUCCUUUUUGCCUGUAGAGGGGCCAAACCUUGCUCAAAACGGCAACAAGUUCAGUAAUGAACAGCAGCCGGAGCCCAGGCGCUCUUAUCCUCACACCCAGCAGUCACAGUUUAUUCAAGCCUUUACUCAGUGCCCCAGGAAUCUGAGCGAGGACUCGACCAGCAGUGACAGCUCCGCUUCCGUCUCGCAGCAGCCGGAGCAGGGCAAGAAUGAGAGCGCGGACGAUCUUGGACAGGUCGACGGUAAAGAUGCAGCCGUAGCCCCAGGGAGCACGAGGAACUGUCACCUGAAAGAUUCAACUGCCAACCAAAGGACACAAGCAAGUGUGCACCACACAAGAACUAUUCCACACACACAAAUGCACUUUCUCAGCAAAACUUUAAACAAUUCAACAGUCAAUCGUAUUCAAACAGGCGCAGUGCAAUUUGAUAAAAGCGGCAAUAAUCAUGUUUUAAACGGGUUACCACACUCGUGGGAGGGGCCUAGUAAGACAUGUUUACCAGUGGAGCAAAACUCAGUUCAGUACAGUGAUGUGACUGACAAGUUUCAGUUUCAGAAUCAGUCUCCACCUGACAAAAGGCUAAAUGUAUCUAAAGACAACAGAAUGCAGUGGCAGCAAUUGCGACCAGCGGCCGAACUGAGUUAUCAAAGCAAAGUAAGCAAUCAGAAAGUGCCCUACAUGGUUUCACCUUCUGAAUGGCAGGAUGACAAUAAAUCCCAUCCAAAUAGCUCGCUGAAAAUCCCCAGUUCUUUUCAAAGCAGCAGAAAUGGCGAAAGUUUUUCAAACCAAAGACAGGAGACUGUCAAACAGGUCUCCACCUUCAAAGUAGAAAUGAGUCACACGCAACUGUGUGAAUCAAAAAAUAAGGGUUUAUAUUUCGGGCUCAACCAAACGGUUCCCGUAUCGUCGGCGAGGAACUACACCUAUUCGCCACUGCAAGUUGCACCCAUGGGCCUUAUGAUGGUGUCGCCUCACGAUUCCCCUUUGCCCUCCCCGGCUCAUACUCCCGCAUCGAGUAGUACCUGCUCUUCCCUCUCGCCAACAUCCACCAGUCCAGUAAACAACAACUCUGAGGAUAGUCAGAUGUCAAAAUCAGGUGCCGCCGUCACGUUUUAUCACCAGCCCCAGUCCAAAACCCAGUUAGCUCCCGAUCACCUAAACGCUCACCCGCAUCAGUUUCAUGCCGAAGGUCAAAGAAACAUUCCUUAUGCGCCAGACAGAGACAAAGACAACAUGAUGGGCUACCUGCACAGCAGCGCGCACACAAAGACAACAAUGGAUGGGAGCAAAGGUUACAUGGACAGUUACGGGAUGGAGCAUCACCAGCCUCCCCCACCGUACUCUGCGCAUCAGCUGUUUGCCACCUCGUUAACCACCGCCAAUCUUGACCAGUUGGAUGUACUUUUGACUUGUAAGCAGUGUGAUCAGAAUUUCAGCAACGUCGCUUCAUUUCUUGGACAUAAGCAAUAUUGCACACAGCCCAACAUGCCAAAGAUGGAAGACAAUCGAAAGUUCCACACAGAACCAUCUAAAGCAGUGCCAUCGCCGCCAAAUGUUUCCAUGUCAAGAUGCCCUUCUGACCUUCAUCUAUCUCUUUUGGGCCUUAACAAGAAUGGAGAACUGAUGUCAGACAACGAAACAAAAGUUGACACCAAGGAUGAUCCAAUGAAACUUAACUUGUUCUCUGGCUCUGGCAACCUCCCUGUUCCUCUCCCUGAAUUGGAAAUGGAGGAUGCCAAGUUAGACAGCCUAAUUACAGAAGCUCUGAAUGGGCUUGGGUACCAGUCAGACAACGCAGAAAUAGACAGUAGCUUUAUUGAUGCAUUUGCUGAUGAUGAGCUCAACACCGUCAAAGCAACAUCCAACAAACAGUGCGUGAAAACAAAAGAAAAUGUCGGAGUUGAGAACAAAGACAAACAAGCAGCACUCGACAGCAGCUCACCCAGACAGGAAAGUUCCCUUUACGAGUCAGAUGUCGACAGCCCUCGGAGACAUAAAACAUAUGCCGACAAACGUGUGAAAACACCUCUGAAUUUUGAGCGUGAUCCGAAAAAAAACAACACCAAAAAAGAGACCCCCUCUAAAAAUCCCAAAACAGCCCCGAGGGAGAAGAUGAAGGAGCACGAGAGUAAAGUGAAAGCGUCAAGAAAGCUGUGCAAAAGUGACGACGAAAGCGCGACUACCCCAAGAUUUGUCUUAUCAAGCAGGUUCUCGGAACGCUGCGCUUUUAAAGGCUUUCAGGACAGAUCUGUGUCAAUGCCCAUCCAAACCUCCACAUCUCCAACCCCGAGGACUGCAGUGAAAGAGAGCAAGAGGAGAAGCACUGGGGGUGGCACAUGGAGCAAAGAACUCAUACAUAAAAUAGUCCAACAAAAAAAUAAGCUCAAUGUUAAAGGCAGCAAAAACCUCAAAUUUUCCUUAGUGAUGGAAAGACUGCCGCCCACUGUACAGAACCCUGGAUUCGGAGAGUACGACUAUGUUUCAGACUCAGACGAUGAAUGUGAGCCAGUAAAGAUAGCAAGCCAAGGCCGACUUAACCAAAGCAGUCGGUGUAAAUACACGUACAGCAAAGAGUGUAAAUGGCGAGCUCGCAGCGAGAGGGACCGAGCGGCGUGGCGGCAAGCCUCAAAAGAGUGCUUUGAGGUGAAGAAAAGUGAGGACAUUUCUCUUUCGCCUGAGAAACAGGGUUCCCCUCCGAGACUCAAGAGAAGGGGUAGCAGGUCCUCCACAAGCAGUGAACUCAGCACAUCUGUGAGUGUUUCAAGCGACAGCAUGAACAGCCCUAAAAGCAUUGAGCGCAUUGAAUCGGAUUCUGAGAGAAAGGCCGACAUUAAAAGAAAAGAAUGUCCCGUGCGAAAAAUCAAUGAAAGUUCCUCCCCACAGAAGUCAUGCAAUGAGACCAGUACACUGGCACUGACGUUCACUAAAUCUCCAAAUGCUGACAAAGACAAUCUCUUUGACAACGAAAAUAGGACGGAGAAUUCAACAAACUCAAUUCCGCAUGCAGAUAUUGUUGACUCGAUGCCAUCCUCAUCAGUCAUAGCUUUUGAAAAAGUAACAUAUGGCAGUAGCGAAUCAAUCGAGCCGAAGUCUAACGGCAAAGAAAAUAUCCCAACUCUCAGUUUGUGCACAAACACACUAGAAAGCACAGACAAUCUGUGCCCUAAAGAAGAACAAAGUCAGUGUGCCAAACCAUUGCCGUUUACGUCACACUCUCCCACGGGCCAGAAAGAAACAGAUUCCAGUGUUGACAAAGGUAAAAAAGGCAAAAGAAGACAGAGGGCUCGCUCCAAACAGGCAGAACUGUCAGGCAGCACGACGAUUGCGAAACAGAGUGACAGUGUGCGGACGGCAAAGGAGGCUAAGACUUUGGUAAAUGAGCUCGACAUGCACAAGCCAGCAUCUCUUUGCACCUCACUGAUUGAUGAAGUGUGCCUUUCACCAACUCAAAGCCAAGGUCCCUUGAUACAAAAAGAUGCACUCCACCUCAUGCCCUACACCCUGGAUCAGGAUCAGGGUCUCAUGAAGUCCCCUCUUACAUUUGACACUUCGUCAAUGUUUGGUGACCUAGCAGCAUUCGACAGUGGACUUUACUCUGACAUGCCGAUUCAGAAAGAAGGCUUCCAUUCAUUAGAGAAUACAGUGGACAAAAAAGAAGAAUUAAUGCCCUCAUUUUCUCCUUUUCUGGAACAAAGAGAUUGGAACCUCAUCGUAAGCCCAGUUCUACCGGAUGAGAUUUCACAGUACAAAGGCAAUUUUGAUAAAUGCAACGAAAAGAAAUCCGAUUACAACGAUGUGGCUUUGUCUCUGCCAGAAAAAAUAAUUGACUACAGUGCAAAUCUUAACAGCUGCGCCUCUGAGGAUGAAUUGGAAAUAAAGCGAAUCGUGAACGAGCUUGAAAACCAGCUGCAGACAACCAAGCUGGAAACCCCACUCACCCAAGAGGACUCCAAGCAGCUGCAAAUGAGCAAGUUCUCGCCCUUACGACUGAGUGAAGACUCUGAAAAUGAUACCAUGGAUGCUCGAGUGGCUUCAGAGCCCUUCGCUGAACCGGAACUUCCAUGGACCAGUCCAUUCCACUUCAACCUAGUGAGUGGACACCACAAUCCCCACGAUAGUAUUGACAGUGAGCCAGGAGGCCUUGAGCAUUAUGCCAAAAAAGAAGGUGACGCUUCAGAUGCAUUAAUCAUGACCUCGCAAUUCCAUAAUGACCGCACGCCAGAGGAGAGAAAUCUCAAAAAAGACAUUGCCGAUGACACAAAAGAGGAGAAUGUCUUAGAACAGAGCCGAUACACAGAAAACCUGAUGAAAAAUAUUGAGGUCAUGUCUGACUCUCUCUUCAAAAGUGAAUCUCUUGUAUCAGAACACAGGGAGCCAAAUGCCACCUCUCUCACAAGUCCACAACAAGAAAGUGAGAGUCAUUCAGCUAAGGAAAAAUAUCACAGCGAGAAGGAGGCAAUUACUGAGAAGCAGCAUAUAUUUUCACCUUCAAGUGUCAAGGAGCAGAAGGACAAUAUUGAAUUCAUUCUCAAAGAGUCGCAGUCAUCGCUCCCUCACAGUGCUGACCACAUAGUCUAUGUAAAGCAGUCGAUUUCAUCAGAGCCAAGCGAACCCACCAAAAACAGCAUUAGCGAGGCCAAAAUGGAAUUAAUUUCAGAUGGGCGUGAACCUGAAAUGAAAACGCUGAUUGAAUCUUCUCAUCGCUCAAACGUGGUGGAUGCACAUGCAAAUGAGGACACGGCCACAGACAAAAAUGUGAAUCGGUCACGCCAGAAUUGUAACGACCCACCGCUUUUGACAGAAGAAGAGGCACACGUUCCUUUAUCAGCGACUCUCCUUAAAUCCAAUCUAGACAUUCACAAGUCACCAGAAGAUGCGAUGGCCGGUGGUAAUGAAUUGACAUCUGAGCACGCCAAACGUUCUGUUGAGAACAAACAUUGUUUAGUUGACAUUCACAAUGUUAGCCCAAAUCCUGACUUAUUAGUGGACCUACUCACCACAGAUAAGCCCUGCAGCCCAAUUCUGGUAGAAAGCAACACAGAAAGUCCCCAGAACAGCUUAACAUUUCAAGACAUCCAAGCUAUCGGACAAAACAGUCUGUUAGUUCUUCGCCAGAUGGAAAGCCUCAAUAAUACCGACGCCACGAGAUAUCCCUGCGAGGCUCCUCAAGUUCAUGACUCUUUGAAAAGUGAAUCAAAUCUGUCAUUUAAUGUCAUUCAUAAAAAAGAGGAUCUUUUAGAUGUUCACGACAUCAGAGAAGAUCUACCUGUGGACUUCAUGGCAAGCAACCUGAACUCACCCUGCAGAGACGAAGUAGAGCGACAUCACUGCAACUUUCUACACAGCUCUUCACCAGUCAGCCCAAUUUUAGCACAACAUCAGGAAAUGGACAAACUGGAAAACCCAUGUAAUAGCUCUGUUGACCCGAGUCCAAUUCAAAGAUCAGGAUUACCUGGUGCCAAGUCUGAAUACCCAAAGGAGGUGAUGGACUGUGACGUAGCCGUAAAGACAACGGUCGAGAUGAACUGUUCUUUAACUAGCCCACCGCACCUUGAACUUCCUAAUUCUGACACCAAUUUUCCAGCUCCUGUGCCCAGCAGAGUCGAGCAGUCAAAAAGCUUUGACAAAUGCAGUUCUCAUGAUUUCAAGCUCAGUCCUCUGAAUUACAAAAACAACUCAGAUGAGCCUCCACAACUGACUCAGUUCGACUACAUACCAAUAUCGCCAGCGAGCAAAUUGGAUGACAAUCCCUUUCUAAAAGCGGGUCACGGUGAUGAUCAUGAGGAAUGCUUUACGCCAACAUUGGUUUUCAACAAGGCACCCACUGACACCACAGUGUCGCUGAACCAAGCUGAGGCAAAUAAAAUAAGUUCACUAAAUGAACCACUCGCCAUACAAGACAUUUGUUUGGGACUUUCAGCUGAAAUGCAAAGCACAGAUUCUCCAGCUGGUAUUGUAAAUGAAGAUGUGGAUGUCAAGCCCGAUCCCUGUGAAUCUAUCAAAUUGCCUCUUCGAAAGCUUGAAUCACCGUUAGCAGUAGAAGAGCGCAGUCUACUUCCCAUUCAAGACAUUUCAGGUUGUCUCCUCACCCCUAAGCCACUUGGCGAAAAUAGACCAUCGUUGGAAUCUGGUCAGUGCUUGAAAAAGGAAACCUCACCAAAAAAGGCUCAGAAUAACCUUCAGCAGGGGAAAGUACUUUGUGAAAUCUGCUUACUGUGUUUCAGGACUGUGCCAGGUCUGAAAAGACAUAAGGCCAUGAAACAUUCAGCCAGAAGUGUAAAGCCUAUUGGCCCACCAAACACAACAUCAGGCAAUCAGGGGAUGACGCUUAUUUAUGAAGCAUCACAAACUGGAGAGAAGGAACAUAAAGAUGACUCACAGCCCUCCCCGGCCCAAAUAGCUGAGAUGACAGAGACCGGUACCGCCUUAAUAUUGAACGUUUCGGCGAAUGAGUCAGCCACAAAGGAAAUGGCAGCCGAGACAACUGCAGUGGCAGGGGUCGGAACGGGCAAUCAAACCUCUCUGGUGCCUACGAAAACAAAAAAGAACAGCAAAGCUCGCAAGAACAAAAGUAGUGAAGAAAACUCAAAGCUUGACCCGUUCUCAGAUGAGCUUUUGAAUAUAUUAAAAACAGACCUCCUUCAGGCUAUAACUCCUGAGUUUAAGAGCAGUGUGCUGCUGGAGCAAGAGCAGCCUGACAGACAUGGAACUGGAACAGAGCAAACACUUCUCAGUUUGACUUCAAAUUCUGGCUCUGAGAAUACGUCCCAAUCUCCAACUGGAGAGACAAAUGUUCUCAGUGAAACUGCAGGAUUCAAUCGAGUCACUGAUACAGACAAGAGUUUAUGCGCAGACCUGAGUGAGGAGGUGACAGAGGACAUAUCUGCAAAUAACAGUCCAUCGAUUGAGGACAAUAUGAGCGCAAAACACCACACAUACAAAAAGAGCACGUGUGCUGCUUCGGAUGAGAUCAAUGAAAACGCACAAUCAAGUGAGAACCUCGCUCAAGAGAUUCUCAGAAAAGUAGCGGUGGAGGUCAACUGUGAGCUGAACGGCAUCUCGUCAGACAAGCUACAUCCACUCGCUUGUUUGACUCCGCCUCCUCCCGGCACAAGUCCUGAUCUAAAAGCCUUACUUGACGAUGACACCAUAUUCUCGCAAUUGUUUCCGAGAGACGCAGAAGCAAAACGAAAAAAGUGCCCGCGAGUGUAUGGAAAAAGAAAUAAAAGACAGAAGCUUUUAUCUGAUUCAGAUGUCGUUCACGACUGCACCCCUCCCCCAGAAACACACACAGCAACCCCUCACUUGGAGAGCCAACCCAGUGACCACCACACAACCCCUUGUGAAUACGAGACUAUAUCCAUUAAUGAUACCAUCAUGUUAAACAUGUGUCAUAACAGUGCACCGAAGGUCCCUGACGUGAAGACAGUGUCUGACGGUAAACAAAAAGACCAAGAAGACCUCCAAGACGACCUUUUGAAUCCGUUUCAAAGCACUGUUGAUCAAGCUUCUUAUGAGUGGAGUAAAGCUCAGGAUUUCAGUGUCCUUAAUCCAGACUCCACGGUGACCUCCGAGCCGAUCACCAGAAACGCAGAGGUGUCAAACCCAUCUUGCUCUCCGCCCCAGCAGGACGAUGUCGCGGAGAGUGCUCAUAACCUCCACAUUGACAUUCAAAACAUCAACACCACCUUUCAACUACCCGAAAUUCAGUUCUUUGACUCUAGCAAAGAUGUCUCUGUGUCUCCCCCCAUUGCAAGCGGCAACAUGGAAAACAAGGAUGAUGAAAAGACUAAAAAGCUAACGGAGCGACGAGGUCGAAAGCGACAAGAAGGUGGAAAAAAGGUUAAAGAUAAGCAGUACAAGUGCAAAGUGUGCUUCACUUGGUUUCUCACUCUUGGCGAGCUCAACUUUCACAAGUUGUCCCAUAAUCCAUCACCGCCGCCAACCUGCUACAUGUGUGUCCAACGCAAGUUCAGCUCCAGGGAGCAGUUGCGAGACCAUUUAUGGGAGAAGCAUGCAAAGAACAAGACCGGGAUUUGGACCUGCGGAAUGUGCUUGAAGGAGAUCUCGGACGUGUGGAUGUACAAUGAGCAUUUGCGUGAGCACGCCACUCAGUUUGCUCGUCGGGGGCAGACUCAGGGCUCCAUGUUGACCAUUCCCGGCUGCUUCAUGCAGGAAACAGCCGUGAAGAACUUCAUCACCUCUAUCAUGCAGCACCGGCCUAGCAAAGCCAACCGAGAGUCCAGCAAAGCCACGAGAGAACAAGAACAAACUGCGAGCAGCAACCUGGAGGCAAGCAAAACCCCAGAAGGGGCUGAGCGAAAGCUCCACAAGUCUAAAGGCAGUGGCGGAGGCGGCAGCAAGAACACACUGACCCCACUCGAGGUCCUUCACAAAACGGAAGCGCCUAAAAAUGUGGAGAUGCAUCCCAACUGCAAGGACCCCUCCAGAGACUGCCACCACUGUGGGAAGCGGUUCCCGAAACCCUUCAAACUUCAGCGGCAUUUGGUGGUCCACAAUUUGGAGAAGAUUUUCCUGUGUCACAAAUGUCCCGUGUCUUAUCAAGAGGCCCAGGACCUGAAAGAGCAUCUGAAGGUCGCACACAAGGAAGCGGACGAGCUAGACUCCAAACACACAACGCUUUACACUUGUGAGCUGUGUGCUGAUGUCAUGCAUGUGAUUAAAAAGUCUUUCAUCUGCAGCACCUGCAACUACACCUUCUCGAAGAAGGAGCAGUUUGAUCGCCACAUGGAAAAGCACCUGUCAGGGGCCAAUAAAAUCUUCAAAUUCCGAGGUGUCCACAGGCCUGCCAAGGCAUCUCUCUGCCAAGACGAUGAAUGUGAUUCCCCCGCAAGUAAAAAAAGAAGGAUUUUCUCCGACAGUCUGCUGGAGAAUAGCACAGACAGUGGCAUUGCCAGUGUGGGCUCGCUGCAUCUAAAUCAAGCCUCAGAAACACACACUCCCAAAGCCAUCGUGCCCAUGUUAGAUGACUCCACACAGACGGCCACAAAUGACUACCACAGCGAGACAAACAGCGCAAAUGUGAAGACUGAGGACAUUGCUGAGGACUACUCCGAUCUCUUGGUAGAGCUGGAGAAAUGUAUUUCCAUGAGCUCCUCGUCUGCUGCCCCCAAGGAAGAGGAAAUUGACAGGACACCCACGGCUCAUCUCGACCAAAAAUGUGAUGGAGAAUCGACGACUGAAGCGUGUGACGUGAAAGAGGAGAAUGAGUCGGUGUGCAUUAGAGUGGAGACCCCCCAGUGGUCAACAAGUAGUGAGAGGGAGGAGACAACUCAAAUGAAUGACAUCGCAGCUUACGGCGACACACAAACGAGUGAUUCGCUUCCACCUAGCAAAGACCCUUUGAGCAGCUCGAGAGAACAAGUCACCGCAAAGACACCCGGGUCACAGCUAGCAGCUGAUGCGAUGACCGAGAAUUCUACACACAGAGCUGUCAGCAAACAACAAGCUUCAUUUCAUGCGGCGGAGCAGAAGGACAAAGUUAGAACAAGUGACAAUGCUAAAGCCAGUAUGAAGGCCACAGAAUCAACGCAGGUCUUCCCGUCCAAGACUUCAGCCACAUCAUCGUCAUCAAACGAGGAGAAAGAAUCUCCGAGAGCGCAAAAGAAGAGGAAGGAUGCAAAAUCCCCGCACAGCCUGCAGAGAGUUUCCUUCCCAGCAACUCAGGAGAACGUGAGCAUGGACUCAAGGUGCAAAAAGAAGUACCACCCCAGCAAGGUUUUGAAUCCUUCCACGGCGAGAAAAUUUGACAGCCCCAACGACUACCCCGUUCUCUCGUCGGUGCGGGAUGACAUCGUGAGCAACAAACUCAUAUCCAAGUGCAAGACAUCGCCCUUGGGGUUGCAGUUAAAACGAAGUUUGCUUGAUAGCUGUUCACCAAAGAAAACGGACAUUGCAGCCCCUCUUAACGGAGAUUACAAAAGCAAAAAGGGAACUGUGGGGCGCACGUCCAUUUCCAAAGUGUCUUCUGUCCCCAUGACCAAUUCCUUGAACAAGUCCAGGCCAAAGCUGGGGGUGAGGUCUGUAGAGGGCCACUCCUACAGGACAGCAGAGUCCCAAAACCACCUCCUAAGCCAGCUGUUUGGCCAAAAACUCACAAGCUUUAAGAUUCCUUUAAGGAAGGACACGUCCGAAUCUAUUAACUGAGCAGACAUUGAGGGACCUGUGAAUGAAAAAGUUACCAUUUCACAGUUCUUCCAAUUUGAUUUUUAAUUCAAUAUGGUGAAUGAGAUUGCACAGCUCUUUUCUGUGAAAUGCCUUCUUAAAUACGUAGUCACUUUAUGUCGUCUUUGUACAUGCGCUUGUAUCACACAAAUGUGAGGACAAAUGCCAAAUAUGAUAUAUAAAUGAAAAUGCUAUUCAGAGAAAUCUUUUCUGCUUUUGCUUUUUUAAAUAUAUAUAUAUAUAUAUAUUAUCUGUUCCAGAGAUUAUAUUUCAGAUGUUUAUAGAAAAAGAAAAAAAGAAUACUUGAAAAGUCAAAUACAUCCUUUUAAGAAAUGCAUGUUCAUUUUGCAUUCAUCACAUGGUCUAACCCGUGUACGUCUUUCUUGGCAACGGACCAACCUGAUGUAAUUGUUGACCUGGAUUAUUGUCUUUGUACAUGCUUCCAAUGUAUUGUUGUGUAUUCUUGUAACAUUACUGCACUGCAUUCUAUUAGGCUCUUGUAUAAACGUUACAUGGUGCUACGUUGUGUUUUAUUGUAAUGUGAAUGCCAAUGUCCUCAGAAGGGAACAUGAGACCUGUAGCAGUUAUACAGCACGUUGAUCCCAUUGCGUGCUUCCUGGUUCAUUCGAGAUACUGUGUAAACUCUCCAAGUGCUCCAUCUGUCGGCUGUUCCAACACUACGUUAGGAAAGAUUCCGUUGUUUGAACUCAGGUGCGUACAAGGGCUUCGCCGGCCUUCCACCUGUAUUCGGAGUUCUUCCCAUGCACUGAUAAUAUCAAACACUCUCUCCCACAUACACACCACAAACACAAUCAUCUGUGGCGGCAACUCCAAACUGUUUCAUACUGAAGAGUAUUUACUUGGACAACAAAAGGUGCUUUAUUUUGUUUAUACUGUACGUAUGUAUCUUGUUUUGUAUAGUAUUGUAGCUAGGUCAACGUCUGUGUAAUGCUUCAUGUCAAAGUUUUAUUUUGAUAAUGUGCAAAAGAAUGACAAGAAAGGGAAGUGCAUCUGUGCAGUCGGUUGCCUCGUGCAAGCUGUAAAGUGGAUCACCAAGUGCCUAUUUUAUAGUUGUUAUUAAAGAUCUGUAUCGAUC
This is a messenger RNA of Syngnathus acus (greater pipefish), 13143 nucleotides long. RefSeq names its product zinc finger protein 469. The record is from RefSeq and is a predicted model, not a curated record. The transcript has 7 exons. NCBI's taxonomy places the organism in Eukaryota, Metazoa, Chordata, Actinopteri, Syngnathiformes, Syngnathidae. Bases 852 to 12029 code for a protein of 3725 amino acids.